AUGCCACUGUCGCUGAAUCUUCCUGGGAAGACUGAAGAAAGGCCCACGCAUGUCUUUGACCAUGGUGCUGCAUACACUGGCAGCUGGGUGGGCCAACAACGACAAGGAUAUGGCGUCCAGGUCUGGCCGGAUGGUGCGCGCUAUGAAGGAGACUGGAAGGAAGACAAAGCACAUGGCUGGGGCAGGUUUGUGCACGCCGAUGGCGAUGUUUACGAGGGCGAGUGGGCAUCAGAUACUGCUCAUGGGAAGGGCACCUACCAUCACUCCGAUGGGUCCAAGUAUGAAGGUCAAUGGGAGUACGACAGACAACAUGGACACGGUGUGGAGCACUGGGUGGAUGGCGCGCGCUACGAGGGCAAGUACACUGCAGGGAAGAAGCACGGCAAAGGCUACUUCACCUGGGCAGAUGGCUCUUCUUACGAUGGAGAGUUCAUGAGCAACGACAUCCACGGCAUUGGGACCUACACCUGGGGAGAUGGACGUCGCUACGAGGGGCAGUGGGAAGGCAACCGAAUGCAUGGUCGGGGCAAAUUCACUUGGCCUGAUGGCCGGGAAUACGCCGGAGAGUACAUCAAUGACAUUAAGGCUGCCAUGAAACCGAAGAAACGGCGACACCAAGUUCACCUGGUAGAGUUUGAUCUGAAUCAGACCGAUGAACAGCCGGAUGGAAACAUCCGGAGCCAAGGUACGAUGGACAAUGGCGAAAUGGGAAGCAACAUGGCUUGGGUUGGCUCGGGGACCCGGCGGCGACUCGAAAUGAACUUAACAAGUGCAGACAGUGCAGACUAUUCAAGUGAUUAUUCAAGAGAUUAUUCACAUCUAUUCACCAUUUGA
Cladocopium goreaui is the source of this 834-nucleotide messenger RNA. The record is from the annotation of a GenBank genome assembly. NCBI's taxonomy places the organism in Eukaryota, Dinophyceae, Suessiales, Symbiodiniaceae.